AUGGACGACUCCGAGCAUCGCCAUGGUCAUCUUGAUACAUCGGCUCUCCCUGGUACCGUCCAUCUUGUUGAUCUCGAGGGCACGAUUCGUGCAAAGCACGCAUCUGGAAGUCAACUCAAAGAUGUUGUUCUCGUUCCAACACCAUCCUCCGACCCAGACGAUCCUCUAAACUGGUCUCGAAGGCGUAAAAUUCUCAGUACCGCAAGUCUGUCAGUGUAUACGCUUAUGGUAGGUAUUGCGUCUGCUGCAAUCUACAGCGUUCUUGAACCGAUUGCCGAUGAUACUGGAUUGACAUUGGGGGAUCUAAAUGCCGGGACUGGAUACAUGUUUUUGGCCUUUGGAUGGGGUUGUCUCUUUUGGCAACCGAUGGCAUUGCAGUAUGGGAAGAGACCAGUCUACCUAUUCUCCAUGCUUGCGACUUUGGGUAUUAUGAUAUGGGUGCCGCACGCAACUACGAAUGGACAGUGGAUAGGAAGUAAGAUCUUGCAAGGAUUCGUUGGUUCGCCCAUCGAAUCAUUGUGUGAGAUCUCUAUUACGGAUAUCUAUUUCACCCACGAGCGCGGGACUUACAUGGGAUUAUACGCCUUCAUGUUGGCUGGUAGUAACUAUCUCGCCCCGGUUUUUGCGGGUUUCAUCAAUCAUGGCCAAGGCUGGAGGUGGGUCAUGUACUGGUGUGCAAUCUUCUUAGCCAUCGGCUUUGUCUUCUGCUUCUUUUUCAUGGAAGAGACAAACUACGAUCGGGCACCUUUGGAGAUGAUAUCGCCUCCAGGAGAUACUGCUAGUACGACUACACCCGAAGAAGGGAAUCUUCCAACUGCAACCAACCCUGAGAAGACCAUAAUCAGUCCUGAGAAUUCUACAAUCGAUCCUGAGAAGACCGCUGCAAUCGUAAACUCGGAGUCCAAAAACAUCGACUCUGACGUCGGACAAGUCCACUACCGUCCCAAGACCUACCUCCAGAAACUUGCCCUCCUUGACAAGAAGCGAGAUUUCCACCUCUUCCGCAUGAUGGUCAGGCCACUAAUCUUUAUGACAUUUCCGAGCGUUGCGUAUGCUGGAUUUUCAUAUGGCAGCAACCUGGUCUGGUUUAAUGUCUUGAACGGGACGGCCUCUCUUAUUCUCAGCGCUGCCCCCUACAAUUUCUCAUCUUCCAUGGUUGGUCUCUCGUACGUGUCUCCUCUGUUAGGGGUUGCAGUAGGAGCAUUCUACUCGGGAGUAGUCGGAGACAGGAUCGUACUCUGGCUCGCUCGCCGCAACAAAGGGGUCUCGGAAGCCGAGCAUCGGCUCUGGCUCUUCUCCGUUUCCUUAAUAUUAGUCCCUGGCUCACUUAUACUCUGGGGUGUCGGUGCUGCACAUCACAUACACUGGUUCGGACUUAUUUUCGCUAUGGGUGUAAUAGCCGCUUCCAACUCUAUCGGAGUCCAAAUCAGCGUCUCCUAUUGCAUCGAUUCCUACAAGGAUUUGAGCGGCGAAGCAAUGGCUACAGUUAUUAUUAUCCGAAACACCAUGUCCUUCGCAAUCGGCUACGGACUCACCCCAUGGGUCACGGAUAUGGGAUAUCAGAAUGCUUUUAUUCUAGCAGCGUUUGCUGGUUUGGCACAGGUCCUGACAUUCUUGGCUGUAGUGAAGUGGGGAAAGAGCUGGAGGAACGCGAGCAAGGCGAGAUACUAUAGAUACGUAAAGGAAAGCGAGAAUCUGGGAGUCACUCAUUAG
Amorphotheca resinae ATCC 22711 is the source of this 1713-nucleotide messenger RNA. RefSeq lists its product as hypothetical. The record is from RefSeq and is a predicted model, not a curated record. The transcript is spliced from 3 exons. NCBI's taxonomy places the organism in Eukaryota, Fungi, Ascomycota, Leotiomycetes, Helotiales, Amorphothecaceae. Gene Ontology annotation, molecular function: transmembrane transporter activity. The coding region runs from base 1 to 1713 and encodes 570 amino acids. Gene Ontology annotation, biological process: transmembrane transport.